Molecule: messenger RNA, 3357 nt
Organism: Phlebotomus argentipes
Lineage: Eukaryota; Metazoa; Arthropoda; Insecta; Diptera; Psychodidae
Exons: 6
Biological process (GO): proteolysis
Molecular function (GO): serine-type endopeptidase activity
Source: RefSeq, a predicted model, not a curated record
ACACCCUCGCAAUCGAAGAGACGGAAGUUGCUGAAGAUUGAUCCUCCAAACCAGCAGUUUAAAAUUGUGGACGAACUGGUGGACACGAUUCUCUCCUCAUCGAGGCAGGGAAGGAAUAUCGAUGGAUAUGACGAGGUUUAUAGUGAUCCUAGCGUUAAGGAGGCUCUCCAAAAUGGAGACGACGUGCAAGCCAGGAAUAUCAUUAAGGAUAAACUCUGCAGCUUGGGUCUUAUGCAGUGUGAUUUUGAAGAUAUUGAAGGCAAGAGACCUUAUCUCCACCCGGAAGAUCUCAUUUAUGCACAACCUGUGGCAAUUCGGCCUGUUGGAAGACCCCAGCCGUCUGUGCAUUAUAAACCACGGCCUGGACCAAUUAGAGGACCUCCUCCUCCUCCUGGCGGUCCUUAUGGACCGGCUAAGCCCAUGCCACCACCAAGAAAAGUGGGAUAUGCCCCGGGAAAACCACCCGGAUACGGACCUUCCAGCAGACCAUACAUUACUGGUCCAGGCCCAAUCUACUCGAAUCCUCCUCCAGGCGCCACAUCACCUCAACUCAUUUAUUCCCAAAAGCCACCAGGACCAAUUUACGAAGGAGGAGACUCGUCUGGACCCUACGAAUUUGAGAGUCCUCUUCAUGGAGAGAAGAUCCACUAUGGCGGGGACAAGAUUCACUACGAACACAUUCAGGAUGGAUCACCUUUCGGCAAGGACAAGCCGUCUCUUUUGGUGAACCCUGGAGGUUCAGCCCACUCAGGCGAUGCAAGUGUUCAGCAACAUGUUCAUCAUCACUACCAUCACGCAGAUGGUGGAAUAGGGGAGAAGAUCACUGUUCCGGUGCCAGUUCCUGUCCCAGUUCCCAGUAGCAACACAAUCAUUGGGAAUGAAUUCUCUCAAUCGUCACACUUGGGCGCAUCCUCCUCCAACGGAUUCUCUCAAAUCAAUGGAGGCUUCUCCCCAUCUUACGGAGACAUUCGUCCAGUUAGUGAAAACCUUAAGAAUCCAGGACCUCAAACUUUUGGAUCUGCUUCAAACUCUGUUUAUGGGUCAUCUGCUACUUUCACUGGAAGUCAAUCAGGAGGCUUCCAGUCGCCUGAUUACUACAAAGGAGGGUUCAAUGGAGGAUUAAAUGGAGGACUUAAUGGAGGCCUCAAUGGAGGUCUCAAUGGAGGACUAAAUGGGGGAUUGAAUGGAGGACUUAAUUCUGGAAUACAAGGAGCCUAUUCACAGUCCCAACAAUACCUUUCCCAAGCAGGACAGUAUCAGGGUUACCAGGGAUACAAUACAGCUCGUCAAGAGAACUUCGACUGUGUUUGCGUACCAUUCGAUCAGUGUCCGGCUCAUGAAGUUGUAGGACGAAGGGAUGAUCUCAUCCUACCCUUAGAUCCUCGGAAUCUAGCUUCCGACAUCGAAGCUCUGAGCGACGAAGCUGUCAUCACAGAUGGGAAUGGCACAAUGACCGUCGUUAGGGUCCCGAAAAAAGCUGAGGACAUUAAGGAAGAGGACACAACAACAACUCAAGAAGAAGCAGUCACAGAGGAACCCAAGAAGAUCAGCAAACGCGACGUGUCGGAAAAGAAGGCUGAAGGAGACAGCAAAGCCAAUAUUGAACCGCGUCUUUUGGGUUUCAACGGCGCCAAUGGGCUGAAGAAGAAGGUGGAACCGACCUUCGGCGUCUCCUUUGGCCUACCCUAUCCAACCCAUGGCUACCCACUGAACCCCUACGGGCCCUAUCCAGCGCCCAAUCCCUACUUUGGCUCCAUCAGUCCCAACGGCCUCAACCUGGGUUUGGUCAACGUCAAUCCGCUCGUGUCCCUGCAAGUCACCAAGGAUGAGUACGGCGAGAAGGUGCUCAAGCCCCUGGUCAAUGUGCACGUGACCCCAAAUGAGAACAUCCUACACAAAGUGGGCCAUUUCUUCAACGCCAAGAAGCACGGCAUCAAGCAGGCAAUCCACUCCCAACACUACCACCAUCACACGCACUACCCCGGCCCACAUGAGAUCCAUCACCCUCACCACCACUACGAUUCUGGCCCCUACUAUGACUCUCCGCCGCCCAACUUCCGGCCCUCGUACCCCUCCUACCACGGACCAACCGGCGGAUAUGGAUUCCCGUCCGGGCCGUCCGGACCCGGCUACUUCCGCGAUUCUGGACCCGAUCUCGACUACAAUCCCUUCCUCUUCGAUGGUCGCAGCGCGAACGUGAGCUCUCAGUACAACUAUCAAAAUAUAUACCCUCAGAAUCAAAACAACUUCCUGUCCCCCGACACGAGGGAAUAUCGCGAUGCAGGCUAUGCCAAUAACUACAACUACCAGACCCCUACACAUCCCAUUCCCGCUCAAGCUCCCGGCGCCGCUAGAGGAUCCAAGAACGUUGCCUUCCCCACAAGCCGAAGAAGGCGAUCGACUGAUGAGAAAGAAACAGAAGAGAGGUCCAUUAACACGGAAAAGCGACAAGCCUUCUAUCGACCACCCCAGCAGCAACUGUUGCAGCAGUGUGGGCCGAGGAGUGUGUGCUGCAGGAGACCCGCAAGGCCUCAGGCUCCUGCCAGAGGUCCCCUUGGUCAGUGCGGCGCGAGAAACGCCCAGGGCGUCAAUGGACGUAUCAAGAAUCCUGUUUACGUGGACGGAGACAGUGAGUUUGGUGAAUAUCCUUGGCAAGUUGCGAUCUUGAAGAAGGACCCUAAGGAGUCUGUGUACGUUUGCGGAGGAACCCUAAUUGAUCAUCAACAUAUUCUUACGGCGGCGCAUUGCGUUAAAACAUACAAUGGCUUCGACUUGAGAGUCCGCCUUGGCGAGUGGGAUGUGAAUCACGACGUGGAAUUCUAUCCUUACAUCGAGCGCGACAUAAUCGCAGUACAAGUGCAUCCCGAAUACUACGCUGGUACUUUGGACAAUGAUAUCGCCGUUCUGAGGAUGAACGUUCCCGUUGAUUUCUCCCAGUCGCCACACAUCUCGCCGGCCUGUCUGCCGGACAGGUUCUCGGACUUCACUGGGAAUCGAUGCUGGACCACGGGAUGGGGCAAGGACGCAUUUGGGGAGUUUGGAAAGUACCAGAACAUCCUUAAGGAAGUGGAUGUGCCUGUGAUCAACGAGUUGCAGUGCCAGCAGCAGCUGAGGAAUACACGCCUCGGGUACAACUACAGACUGCAUCCGGGAUUCAUGUGCGCCGGCGGCGAGGAGGGAAAGGACGCCUGCAAGGGCGAUGGAGGCGGUCCGCUGGUGUGCGAGAGGGGAGGAUCGUGGCAACUGGCCGGAAUAGUGUCCUGGGGCAUUGGCUGCGGGCAAGUGAACGUGCCCGGAGUAUACGUGAAGGUGUCCUACUAUCUGGACUGGAUCAACCAAGUGACCAGAAGGUUCUGA